AAAGAAUAGCUCCCGGUUGGUUCAAGUUGUUCUCACUCUUCUCACUGGAUUCUGCUGUUUAAAAGAAGCAUUGAAAUGAAGGGUUUGGCGCUGACUUCUGUUGUUUUCUCCGCGAUUUUCGUGGCUGCGCAUGGCAUCAGGUGCUACAAGUGUCUCGGCACAGAGGAUUACUGUGCAAAAGAUAAGCUACAGGCAGACAAGAAGAAAAACGUGAUGGAAUGUCCCGAGGUAUUUGAUCGCUGCUUGAGGAAAUGGAUCAAGAAAGAUGACAAGACAGCGGUUGUGAACGCAUGCGCCACCCAAAACACGUGUGACGUAGAAAAAAAGACCUGCGAUGAAAUUUCUGGAGAUUGCGCCGUCGGCUGCUGCGAGUCUGAUGAGUGUAACGCAGGCUCGACUGUUACUUUCAGCGCUGUGUUGAUAAGCAUGUGCGCCGUUCUGGGCCCAGCACUAAUGGGGUAGAAAGUGAAGCUAGGACUGGUGUCGACUCCGGAUAAGCUCUAGGCACAAGAAAUAAGCUAAAGGGCGGGUCCUUGUCCGAGGACUUGAAUACAUGUUCUCUAGCAGUAGAUAUUUUGUUCUUUAACUUGUAAAAGCUACUAAUAAAAUGGAAGUUGCACCUCA
Molecule: messenger RNA, 624 nt
Organism: Orbicella faveolata
Lineage: Eukaryota; Metazoa; Cnidaria; Anthozoa; Scleractinia; Merulinidae
Source: RefSeq, a predicted model, not a curated record